Limanda limanda (common dab) is the source of this 1491-nucleotide messenger RNA. RefSeq names its product TUB bipartite transcription factor (gene tub). Gene Ontology annotation, biological process: protein localization to cilium. NCBI's taxonomy places the organism in Eukaryota, Metazoa, Chordata, Actinopteri, Pleuronectiformes, Pleuronectidae. Bases 1 to 1491 code for a protein of 496 amino acids. Gene Ontology annotation, cellular component: cilium. The transcript has 12 exons. The record is from RefSeq and is a predicted model, not a curated record.
AUGAGCUCCAAGCUGUCCUCCGACUGGAUUCCUUACAGCACUUUAGACGAUGAGGGCACCAACCUCCGGCAGCAGAAACUGGACAGACAGCGAGCGCUCCUGGAACAAAAGCAGAAGAAGAAGAGGCAGGAGCCUCUGAUGGUCCAGUCCAACGUGGACGGGAGGUCUCGCGCUCGCCGCACCAAACAGAGCGAGGAGCAGGCUCCGCUGGUGGAGUCCUACCUCAGCAGCAACAGCAGCACCAUCUACCAUGUGCAAGAGGCUGAACAGGAGGAGGUGAAGGUGAUGGCAGACCCGCAGCCGCCUCGCUCGGCCAAAAAAGGCAGGGCAUCGGCCAGCUCCACUCCGCAGACAGGCAGCGACAAGAAGGAGAGAAAGGGAAAGCACAAAGGUCACGAUGGCCUGGCGUCCCAGAUGGACGACGCUCAGGUCCAGAUCCUGACAGUGGGCCACUCGGCUGCGGAGGACACAGACGGAGAGCCGGUCAUGAGCUGCACUCAGUCGCAGAGUAAACAGGACCUGCGCGUCACGAUGCUCAAGAAAGGCAUAUCCAGCAGUAUGAAUUUCGAUGAAGAGGAGGACGAUGAAGAUGAAAUCAGCUCCAGUUCCUCGCAGCUCAACAGCAACACCAGACCAGGCUCUGCCACAAGCAGGAAGUCAUGCAAGGAGGUGGCCUCAGCACCCACUCCUCCCGUCAGCGAGCCUGCCAUCGAUGUCGACGACCUUGAGGAGUUUUCUCUGCGACCUGCUCCCCAGGGGGUCCGAGUGAAGUGCAGAAUCACCAGAGACAAGAAGGGCAUGGACAGAGGCAUGUAUCCCACCUACUACCUGCAUCUGGAGAGGGAGGACGGCAAGAAGGUGUUUCUUUUAGCCGGCCGGAAGAGGAAAAAGAGUAAGACGUCAAAUUACCUCAUCUCCAUCGACCCCACUGAUCUGUCCAGAGGUGGAGAGAGCUUCAUCGGUAAACUGAGGUCUAACCUCAUGGGAACCAAGUUUACCGUGUACGACAGCGGUCUGAACCCGAUGAAGAGCACCACCAGCCUGGAAGCGAGUAAUCUGCGUCAAGAACUCGCAGCCAUUUGCUAUGAAACCAAUGUCUUAGGAUUCAAAGGACCUCGCAAAAUGAGCGUCAUAAUUCCUGGAAUGAACAUGGACCAUGAGAGAGUUUCUAUUCGCCCACGAAAUGACCACGAGUCCCUGCUGGCCAGGUGGCAGAACAAGAACACAGAGAGCGUGAUCGAACUCCACAACAAGACGCCCGUGUGGAACGACGACACACAAUCCUACGUGCUCAACUUCCAUGGCAGAGUCACUCAGGCCUCCGUCAAGAAUUUCCAAAUCAUUCACGACAAUGACCCUGACUAUAUUGUGAUGCAGUUUGGCCGUGUGGCAGAAGACGUCUUCACCAUGGACUAUAACUACCCCAUGUGUGCCCUGCAAGCCUUUGCCAUCGCCCUCUCCAGCUUCGACAGCAAGUUGGCCUGUGAAUAG